Messenger RNA from Onthophagus taurus, 972 nucleotides. It is a transcript of the gene Prip, whose product is annotated as aquaporin prip. The record is from RefSeq and is a predicted model, not a curated record. Gene Ontology annotation, molecular function: channel activity. NCBI's taxonomy places the organism in Eukaryota, Metazoa, Arthropoda, Insecta, Coleoptera, Scarabaeidae. Gene Ontology annotation, biological process: transmembrane transport. Gene Ontology annotation, cellular component: plasma membrane.
UAAAACGCACUGUGACACCUGCGAAUCGAAAGAAAUAGAGGAAAGCUCAUUCGUAAACGAAACGUCGUGGUUGUCGUUUUGUGCUCUCGUUGUAAGCUCAAAAUUUAGUGGAAAAGCUCCGAAUUAAACUAAAAACGGAAAAAUGGGGAAAUUCAGUGAGACUUUAGGCAUAAAUGAGCUAAAAACGAAAAAUAACAUUUUAUGCAAAGCACUUUUGGCCGAAUUCAUUGGAAAUUUGUUGUUAAACUUUUUCGGCUGCGCUUCAACUCAAGUGUUUCCCCCGAUGGCGAGCGAUUUGGGUCAUCUCGUCUUAAUUUCUUUAACGUUUGGAUUCACAAUUUUCAUCGUUGUGCAGGCUUUGGGCCAUGUAAGUGGAGCCCACAUAAACCCAGCCGUAACCGCCGGAAUGUUAGCAACCAAUAACAUCACUAUAAUCAAAGGAAUUCUUUAUAUUAUGGUACAAUGUAUUGGAGCAAUCACUGGAUCCGCUUUGGUUAAAGCUUUAAUUACAGAAAAAGCUGCCGGAGUUACUUUGUGUGCUAAAGAUAUUAGCGAAGUUCAAGGAUUUGGAAUUGAAUUUUUCUUGGGAUUUGUUUUGGUUUUAACCGUUUGUGGUGUUUGCGAUGGUAACAAACCAGAUUCGAAACAUGGAGCUGCUUUAGCUAUUGGAAUGGCUGUUGCUGUUGGACAUUUAGCUACGAUACAAUUUACAGGAGCCAGUAUGAACCCAGCUAGAAGUUUUGGAGCUGCUUUAAUUGCUGGAAAUUGGACUAAUCAUUGGGUUUAUUGGGUCGGCCCGAUUUUCGGUGGUGUAAUCGCCGCUUUACUUUACAAACACGCCUUCCAAGCUCCACCACUUGGUCCGGUUAAGAUCAUCGAACGUUACACUGCGGUUGUAGCCGAUGAAAAAGAAUUGAAACGCUUGGAUGGUGGCAAAAACGAAGUUUAAAUAAUAAAAAUCAUGUCAUUUAA